AUGCCGGCCGAGGAAGACCCCGCGGCGAUGGAGUGUCGGGAGCCAAGCGAUUCCCCGCAGCAGUUCUGCCUGCGGUGGAAUAACUACCAAAGCAACUUGACCAGCAGCUUUGACCAACUUUUGCAAACUCAAUCUUUCGUGGAUGUGACUCUAUCUUGCGAUGGACAAAGUUUGAAAGCACAUAAAGUGGUUCUGUCGGCAUGCAGCCCAUACUUCCAGUCGUUGUUUAUGGACAACCCUUGCCAGCACCCGAUAAUAAUAAUGCGUGACACCAAAUACUGCGACUUGAAAGCUGCUGUGGAUUUCAUGUAUCGGGGCGAGAUCAACGUGUCCCAGGAACAGAUCCCGGCACUACUGAAGGUGGCUGAGUCGCUGAAGAUCCGCGGGCUGACAGAUGUGAGCGGCGAGCACGCAGUAGUGCAGCCGGGCGGGCGCAGCGCCAAGAGGCCGGACCGGAGCCGAGAGGCGGACUCACCGCCCAAGUCGCGGCGCCGCAUGUCUGAGGACCGUGCCAGCGGCGGCUCCAGCCGAGCGCACCAGCCGACCCCCAGCCCUACGCCGGCCUCCGACCUGCUGCCGCCGGCUGAGCCCGUCAUCGCGACCCCCGUCAUGCCGCCGAUGCACCCCGAAGACGUCGACAUCCGGCCCGGCAUCGCCGAGAUGAUCCGCGAGGAAGAGAGGGUAAGUCCGCCUGUCCCCAGCUGUCGCCGCGGCCCGCGCGCUAACUUACUUCAAAACUUUUCCCGCCGACCGGGAGGGCAGCCCCGCGCGCCCUCGCACCCCCGCUCGCAAAACUUUCCAUACAGUAGCGCAUUACGUAAUUAA
Spodoptera littoralis (African cotton leafworm) is the source of this 825-nucleotide messenger RNA. The record is from the annotation of a GenBank genome assembly. NCBI's taxonomy places the organism in Eukaryota, Metazoa, Arthropoda, Insecta, Lepidoptera, Noctuidae.